AUGGGGUCACACCCCUUCCCUGGGAUGCCCGGGUCGACGGCUACCAUCCGCCCAGAUGUUGUGGAGCCCCCUUCGCCGGAGGAUGGUACGAACUUGAAGCGCAGUCUCCAGAUCGACAUGAAGGGACUUAUGGGCGAUGCGGUCGGGAAUAUGAGCAUAAGCCCCGAUAAUAGGGACGUGGUACUCGCCUCUCGCAAAGGAUUGUUCAUUAUCGACUUGGAAACACCCCUUCACGUUCCUCGUUUCCUUCCGCAGGGAGGUACUUGGGAUGUCGCUGACGUGCAAUGGAACCCGCACCUUUCCCAUAACGAGUACAUCGUAUCCACUUCGAGCGAGAAGCUUCUCAUUUGGAACCUUCUGCUGGGUGGCCGAACGUCUAUCGAGCACGUUCUGCGUUCACACUACCGGGCUAUCACGGAUAUCAACUGGCAUACCAUCGAGCCCGAUGUCGUCAUUAGCACAGGUAUUGACUCCUGGUUAUGGGCUUGGGACUUGCGCACGGUCCAGAAGCCUAUCAUGGGUUUAUGCGCGUUCGGUCCCGGAGGCACGCAGGUCAAGUGGAAUCGCGUAGACGGGAACAUCCUCGCAUCCUCUCACUCCAACGAGGUCUUGAUCUGGGACAGACGAAAAGGUUCCUUACCUAUGCAACGGGUUCGCGGGCACAGCGCGAAGAUAUACGGGAUCGACUGGGCGCAUGACAGGCGGAACGAACUCGUCACUUGCUCGCUAGACAAGACGAUUAAGAUAUGGGACACCCAUAUCGCGCAGCCGACCACGGUCAUCAACACCUCGUACCCGGUUUGGCGUGCUCGAGACCUGCCGUUCGGGCAGGGUGUCCUGAGUUUGCCUCAGCGGGGCGAGACGACACUCGAGAUGUACGCUCAUGAGGAUCCCACGACUCCUAUCGAGAAGUUCGAGGGACACGCCGAUGUUGUGAAGGAGUUCGUCUGGCGACGAGGCGGAGAAGACAACUCUGAGUUCCAGCUUAUAACUUGGUCGAAAGACAAGACCUUGAGGUUCUGGCCUGUCGAUACAGAGGUCGUACAGAAAGCAGGUCGGACCCCUACCAGGACCACUACGAUGAACCGUGGUCGGCAGGACUCAAAGGUUUCGUUCAGCAAUCCACCCAUCGGCAACGACCUUCCACCAACCCUCUCUGCACCGAUAGGAUUCCGUGGGAUCUUGGCAGAAGUUAGAGCGCCUCCCCCGCACCGUCCUGUGCGCUUUUCGAACCGUGAGUCUGCGGGGCGACGAAAGACCUCUGAUGCCGGUCGAGAGGACAAGGCGCAGUGGCCUCCGCGCUCGCGACCCGUCUUUGUGCCUGCAGUGGCGACGAGCGUGAAGGAUAGCGGAAACCCGGGGACGAUGAGCCGUGGCCCCUUUGCUGGAGCACGCUCUAACCAGAUCACGACGUUCCAGUGGUUGUCGAACAUCAAGGUUGGGCAGCCGCGCGAUGGCAGCUCCGGACCUAAGAGCGGGGGUGACAGUGGGAACGUCUCGAGGAUCAACUCGGGGUCGCGCCCGCCAUCCUCGACGGAUCUUACGAUGUCACAUACGGCUUCGAGGACACGCGGAAGGAGUAUGAGUAAGGAUAGGUUCGAUGAGCAACUAUCGGAUCUCAUUCCAUCGCUCAACGAAGAGAUCACGUCCGUUGUGAGUAAGCUCAACUCACCCAAGCUGAAGCUCGAGAAGGCCGACUUCAAGAAGCGGGACUGCACAUUCGGUCUCCAAGGGCCGUGGGGCGAGUCGACAUCCGUCUUCCUCCGGGCCACGUUCACCUUCCCGCGUGACUACCCACAGGCUAGCUACCCUGGAGGAAUCCCAACCAUUGACCUGGAGAAGAGUCCGCUGAUCUCGAUGAAGCAGCGCGCUUUCAUCCUGCGGCGGCUGCGAGAUCUCCGGGAGCACCAGCGGCCAUGUUUAGAGAAGUGCCUGCGGUUCCUGCUGUUUGGCGACCAACAAGUGGACAGUGCGCGUCAUGCGGCGAUUGACUCUGAGUCGUCGUCCGAGGACGAGGCGCAGACUACUAGGAAGGGCGACAAUACCCUCUCCUCUCUGCGGAGCGACAAGAAUCUGGCCGAGCCUAGGACCUCACAAGGGGUGUUUUGUGCCAACGGCCAACUGGUCUGCUUCGACAACGCACCCCCGAGGAUCGUCCGGAACCCACUCCGGGAGAUCUCUAUCUCACCCUCGAUAUCCUCCCGUCCCGCCGACGCCGGACCCAGGAUCUUCCAGUCUCCCGCCCUGCUGUCAGAUGCCGUGCGUCGGCUGACGUCCGCCGCCCAAGAUCGCGAGCCGCAGUCCGUCGAGCGCAAGCGGAGCGACGACGCGAACAACGUGGAUAACGUGCUGCGGAUCAUGGACGGGCUCUUCACCUUCUCGCACGUCGCCUACGCCCCCAACAAACCGCGGCGCGUGUCGGAGAACUCCCGCCAGGUGGACGACAUCCCCUCGCAGUAUGCGCUGCUGCCUGCGCAGAGGAGCAGUGGGUACACUGUGUAUAUCAACAGCACGGAUGGGCUUGUGGGGGAGCCGGACGCGGACGCUGCGGCGCGCUAUGUGUUGAAGGGAAAGCUGUCGGGGAUGUUUAAGGCGAACACGGCGAUCGCGAAGACGCUAGGUAGGAGCGACCAUGAACGAGUCUUGAGCAUGUUACAGGUGUUGGCGACUCGGAGGCCGGAGGAGCAUGCUUCGAUGACGCACCUUGGGAUCGACCCGCUGGUUGCUACGUUGGCUAUGAAGCUUUACAAUGAGCUUCUGGCGGAAAAGGACAUCCAGAUGCUUGUCUUUGUCUCUGUCCUACUCCUUCGGACGUUUCCACCAGAUUCGGAGGACGUACCCAGCGGACGGACACGCAUCUCUUCUGUUUCGCCUUCGCCGGACGGGCCCAUCGCGUCGCGCAAGAUCAGUCUGGAAUACUUCGACCCGCGUAGACAACGACAGGGCAGUCCUCUCUCGCCCCCGGUAUCGCAUUCGCCUACCCCGAUGCACACACCAGGCGGGUAUGCCCCACCCAUGGCUUCUCCGUCGUCGUCCAAAGGGUCGUGGUCAAGCAUCUUCAAUGCCAGUAGCAUGCGACAACUUGUAUCUGGAGUGAGAGCGGCGUCUGCGACGACUCCGGAGGGCGCGAGACAGUCUGCGGGGUCUGCGGGCAACCGGCGCGUCACGAUGAAGCGCGAGAGCGCGCGCCAGUCGUCGAAUUCGCCUAUGGCAAAGUCCUCCUGGGAAACGUCUGAUUCGUCGAUUCCGUCUGGUAUGAUGUACGCGUCGAAGAGGAGGCCGACGUUCUCGCAAGUGCUUUCUAGCAAGACGCCGAUUCAAGAGAAGAAGUCUAUCAUUUUCCACGCUGCGGUCGAGGCGCGGCCGUCUUCACCAUUCCUCUCACCUGCGCUGCGCAGCCAGUUGGUCUGCCAUGUUCUAGCUUAUGCGGAAAUGUUGCUCGCCUGGCAGCUCCCCGAAAAGCGUGGCGAACUGCUCAAGCUCGUCGAAAGCGAUAUCCAAGGGCUCUCCCUGGAUGCCACUGUAGCAGACGAGACCUUGUACUCGUCCCCAGUUAUCUGCGUCUUUGUGAGACCUGCGGACAUCUUGGCGAGCCGGGGAUUCCAACGUGCACGGCAUGCGGAGGCCGUCUGCCCGCCCGUUGUUCCGUUUGUCGCUUGUCCAUCAAAGGGCUCUUCCACGUCUGCUCGAAGUGUCUUCAUGUGA
Trametes versicolor FP-101664 SS1 is the source of this 3705-nucleotide messenger RNA. RefSeq lists its product as uncharacterized. Bases 1 to 3705 code for a protein of 1234 amino acids. NCBI's taxonomy places the organism in Eukaryota, Fungi, Basidiomycota, Agaricomycetes, Polyporales, Polyporaceae. The record is from RefSeq and is a predicted model, not a curated record. The transcript has 18 exons. Gene Ontology annotation, molecular function: protein binding.